Molecule: messenger RNA, 3663 nt
Organism: Pieris napi
Lineage: Eukaryota; Metazoa; Arthropoda; Insecta; Lepidoptera; Pieridae
Gene: RtGEF
Product: rho guanine nucleotide exchange factor 7
Exons: 9
Coding region: 261-3515 (1084 amino acids)
Molecular function (GO): protein binding; guanyl-nucleotide exchange factor activity
Source: RefSeq, a predicted model, not a curated record
UUCAAAAUUGUCAGCGUUGUCGGUUGUUUUGCCAUUGGAAAAUUGAAAGAUCUAAAAGUCAAAAGAUGCUUCUACAAACGUCUCUGAUGUUUAUUUUUAGAAAUUAGAAGACCGUGAGUGAAGCGGAUAUAAUUAAUACUUUAAUGUACGCAGAAAUCUUUCCUUAACAAUUAUAUUUUAUGUGAAAUAUUUUUAUAUAUUCACAUAGUGACCAUUAAUAGAUAUCAAUUGAAACAUGAAACAAUCUUAUUUACUACAAAAUGUCUGCUGAAAACUGCUUAGUUAAGGCAAUCUAUUCAUUCAAAGGCAAAAAUAAUGAUGAGUUAUGCUUCAAAAAAGGUGAUAUCAUCACUGUUACUCAAAAGGAAGAAGGUGGAUGGUGGGAGGGUACAUUAGGUGAAACAACAGGAUGGUUUCCAAGCAAUUAUGUUACUGAAUGCAAAGAUGCCUCGGGAUCCCUAACUACAUCUCCUAUAAGAGCAGUUUCAGAAAUCCAGGCAUUUCGAAAUGUUGUUCUUAAAGAUAUUAUUGAUUCGGAAAAGGCUCAUGUUGCAGAAAUGCAAGGACUGGUUACAAACUUUUUACAACCAUUAGAAAAAAGUGAAAUGCUCACAAGAGAUGAAUUUAAGCAGUUAACCGGCAAUAUUGUUGAAGUGCUUCAAACUCAUGAACAGUUUCUAUCAUUGUUAGAGGAAUGUGCAACAAAAACUGGACCUGAUCAAAGAGUUGGAGGGCUAUUUCUACAAUGGGCUCCUAAAAUAAAAUCAGUCCACCAAACAUACUGUGCAGGCCAUCCUAAAGCUGUUUGCAUUCUUGAUAAAUAUAAAGAGGAAUUGAACACUUGGAUGGAAAAUAACGGUGCGGUAUGCCCGGGUGUACUUGUCCUCACAGCUGGUCUAUCAAAACCAUUCCGACGUUUGGGCAAGUACCCUGCAAUGUUACAAGAGUUAGCGAGGCAUGUUCAUGAGGCACACCCUGAUAGAGGGGAUACUCAUAGGGCUUCCGUUGUGUACAAGGAUAUAGCUAGUGGUUGUUCAGCAUUAAGGCGACAAAAAGAGUUAGAACUGCAAGUAGUAACGGGUGAAGUCCGAGGCUGGCCGGGGGGUGAGCUAGCAUCUCUAGGGGAUGUUUUACACAUGGGGAGUGUUGCAGUUGGUCCAUCUCACCAGGACAGAUAUUUGGUUCUCUUUCCCUCGGCCCUGCUCUUAUUGUCUGUUAGCAAGAGGGUAUCUGCCUUCGUCUAUGAGGGAUGUCUUCCAUUAACUGGUAUCACAGUGUGUAAGCUUGAUGAUACUGAUUCAAGAAAAAAUGCAUUUGAAAUUAGUGGACCAAUGAUAGACACAAUAGUAGCCGUGUGCCAGACCAAAGCUGAAGCUGACAAUUGGGUCAGCUUAUUGCAAAAGCAUUCGAAUAUUAACAGCCCCACACAUGAAUCGAACCAGCCACACUCGUUGCCACAUCUGGCCCGAUCUCCCUCAGAAGGGGCGUUGUCUAGCAUCAACAGUAGCCGGCGCAGUCUCUAUCACGUGACCUUGCCACCACCCACUUAUCCCUCUGCCUCACCGUACUAUUCUCUCACAAAGUACUUCGCUAAACUCGUUAGAAAGAAAGUCAUUACGAGACAAAUGCUGCGUAAGCUUCUGCACGAAAGAACGUGGGCAAAAGCAUUCGAAUUGUCAGGGCUGCCUGUUAAAAGAAGACACAAGAAUCAAAUUAAACUUAAGAUAGAAACGGACGGUACAGUAGGUGCCGAAACUGAAGCCUCUGAUUCCGAUGACAGUGAACACGAAACGGAUGCCACAGAUAAUUUUACACACUCUGGUAGUACUGAUGCGGAUGCUAAUAGUUCAUCGAAAAUGUUACGGCAAAAUGCGAUUGACAGCAUCGGACCUCGGACUAUUUCCUCAUCUUGCAGCAGUUGGGACAGUAGUUUUGGAUAUGUCAAGUAUUUCGAUACGUCAACCGACAUGCAAUUCGAUUUGCCACAACCAAGUGUUAAAGGUGAUUGUACCAAACACAUUUUUGAUUCUAACAGAAAUUUGUACGACAGUCGAUGUGAGGAAAACAGCUUGCAAAGAUCGUCACGUAACAAUAAUUUAAAUGUACCUUUUGGACCAUAUUCCGAUAGCGCUGAGAACUCCAGUUUUGAAGCAAGAGACUACAUGGCCUGUGAAGACCUGGUGAAUAUGGAUCAAAAUACUCAAUUUGAUACUUUGGGGUCGGAAGAAACAGAUUUUCUGCCGACUCGACGAAGCUUUCCCAACUGCAGUAGUAAAAAUGACAUGCCCAAGUUGUGGAAAUCAAGUGAAGAAAACUAUUGUCCAUAUAAACUUGAUUAUGAUACUGUUAUGUUAGACCUUCUUAAGGUGUUAGAUCCUCCUUCACCUAAAUACAGUCGUGAUAAUCCUGUGGAUUCAAUAAUAAUCGAUCCGCCGCCUAUGUUUAGGAAUGAAGAAGAUGAUGUGAAAAUUAUAAAUGUGACCCUCAAUGCUGAUAUUCCUUUCCGAAAACAUUCGAUAAAUUCGGAUAAAAAGCUGAGGAGAUCCAUUUCUAAGUCUAUGGUGGAAACGGAAAAGAAAAGUAAUGAUCCACAUUUGCAAAGAAUGAGCUCACAGUCCGAUAACCAGAAAAAUCGAAAGAAAUGUGAGUGCUGCAACCGGUCUCUAUGCCCCAGUCCCAGGUCUUCUGACUCAGGUGUCGCGGGAAGCUGUAAUCUAGCGUCGCCUGAACUAAAUAUGCAUGACUAUACCAGCUCGGGAAAUACAGGAAAUGACUCAGAUUGUCAAGAAAAACAAUCAACCUUACAAAAAUAUUCCCAAAACACAUUGGACAAUCGCAAGAUGUCCAUUUCCGAUAUAGAGGCUGCAACUUUUGAGGAUCAAUGCAGGUGUACUUCCCCAUUCGGCUCCACAGCCAGGACGUCUUGCGUGACAAGUGUCACCUCUGAAAAUAGCCUUGACGUAAAAGAUAUAUCCAAUACGAUGCUGGUGUCCACAUACGCUGCCAACCCGCCAUUAUCCUCAUCUAACAUCAAACGCACGUCUAUAAGGAGAAACAUAGAGCGAUAUAUUCCAGAAAUAAAACUGAAACCGGAUGUUCCUCCUCGUAUUUAUAGGAAACCGAGUACACACUUUGAGGUUCCUAAAAACGUUCGUCAACCAUUACCGUGCCAGUGGAGCACGCUAAAUAUAACAGAACGCACUAAGCCCAGCUUGCAUUACCAUAUGCGGAUAUACAGAGAGAGUCACAAUGAAUGUAGCGAUGAGAGGCCGUCCCGUAGGGAUUUAUUCCGGAAUCGCGAUGCAUUUUCUAAAGAUACGAACAAAACAGAUUUAUCAUCAAAAAACACAAAGACGAGGUCACGAAGCGAGGAUUUACUAAAAAAGAAAGAGUUGUCGCAAACCGAUUCAGGAUUCAUGGUGUACCGUUCAGAUCUGUACGCUCAUUGGUGGAUGAAAGCCAAAUUACCCAUAACCGUGGUCACCGACUCAGAUGGCCAUGAGCGACAGCAGUAGCGAGCUCUCCGGUCUAACGAACCACAAAAGAUCACAUUCAUUUAAUAAUCAUCAAAGUUACACGCAGCACACUCAAACGCCGAAGACAAAGCAAAAAAAUCAAUCGGCCCGCUGGCUUCUUAACUCCUGCGAUUCGCUCGACCAAUCA